Molecule: messenger RNA, 1758 nt
Organism: Sapajus apella (tufted capuchin)
Lineage: Eukaryota; Metazoa; Chordata; Mammalia; Primates; Cebidae
Gene: ALKAL2
Product: ALK and LTK ligand 2
Exons: 4
Coding region: 1-528 (175 amino acids)
Biological process (GO): positive regulation of ERK5 cascade; positive regulation of ERK1 and ERK2 cascade
Molecular function (GO): receptor tyrosine kinase binding; receptor signaling protein tyrosine kinase activator activity
Source: RefSeq, a predicted model, not a curated record
AUGCGCGGACCCGGGCGCCCGCUCCUCCUGGGGCUGCUGCUGGUCCUGGGGGCGGCGGGGCGCGGCCGGGGGGGCGCGGAGCCACGGGAGCCGGCGGACGGGCGCGCGCUGCUGCGGCUGGUGGCGGAGAUCGUCCAGGAGCUGCGGAGGCACCACGCGGCGGAGCUCAAGGGCCUGCAGCUCCUCGAGCGGGACUGCGCCCUGGGCCGCGCGGAGGCGGCGGGGCUGGGGCCUGCGCCCGAGCAGCGAGUAGAAAUUGUUCCUCGAGAUCUGAGGAUGAAAGACAAGUUUCUAAAACACCUUACAGGUCCUCUUUAUUUUAGUCCAAAGUGCAGCAAACACUUCCAUAGACUUUAUCACAACACCAGAGACUGCACCAUUCCUGCAUACUAUAAAAGAUGUGCCAGGCUUCUUACCCGGCUGGCUGUCAGUCCAGUGUGCAUGGAGGAUAAGGUAAGCUUGGACACGCACUGGAGCACACACCAAAGGGAAUCCCGCUUGGGACAUGAAAAAUUCAUGGGAGUUUAGGAACAUGUGUUCUUUGGCUGAGGUAGCUGUAUUCUACACAGAGUUGGCACAGCACUCUUACUAUCUCAGUGCUGAAAGCCGCCCUACUGGCUUGUCUACAGUGCCCAGGCAGCUGCUGUUAACUGUUCACUGUACGACACACAGGCACCAGGCAGGUCCUGCUCUACCCAGUUUCAGCAUGUGAGUACAUAAGCCAGAAACAGACUAAAACUGCACUAUUCACUUCAAGGCACGCAUUCAUUCAGUAACGCAAGUGAAGAUGACCAACAUUAUCCAUGCAGAUUCUCACAUCUGGUAAAUGUUUGAGUUGGAAUCUAUCAUUAUGACAAUAAGCUCACAAAGAACAGCUAUCCUCUUUAAAGGUUUCUAUCAACUUUUUUUUCAUAGCCUCUAAUAAGUAAAAAUGUAAAUGCAUAUCAUAUUAACUACACUUUGCACCUGGGCCCUUCAAGGGCUGAUAGGCAACAUAUAAGACCCAUCAGUGGAUGUUUUGAAGGGUAAGGUUUUAUUUCCCUGACGUAAAUGCCACAGAAUUCAGUCACUUUAGACAGCAGGAUGAAACUGUAAUUUCACCAACUUUAUACGUACUGCGUGUCUUGUAUGUGCAGGCACUGCCAGAUGCUGGCUACACCGGCACAACUAAGGUAGGCCUCCUGCCCAUUGAUGGCUGUCCAGCACAUUCAUGAAAAGGGAGUAUUUUUCUAGUGGUUUCUCUAGUACGUCUCAUGUAAAACGGAUGAGGGUAGGGGAGUGCUCUUUCCUAUACAGAUGUGAUCUCUAAGGAGAGGCAGCGCUUAUGAAUAUUUAGGCGGCAGCAGCAGAAGGGUUGGGUGUGUGGCCCCUGCCCCGGCAGGAGACAGCGCGGGUCCUGCCCAUGUGUCCUCCACUCCGUCUUUCCUAGCAGAAGCAACUGCUGCUAGUGAGAGGAGUGGCACUGGGCAACGGAGGCCAGUGAGCAAUGGCGGCUGAGGCUGCGCUUUUUCUUUGGCGGUGGUGAAGGCAUGGAGCUGAGAAGUGCUGUGGUCACGCCCCGCGCCCUGCCCUUCCGGUCCUCUCAAGCUUCUCCUCCUCCUGUGUGUCGCAGAUACUUUUUCUGUAUAAAUCAGUGAAUAGAUGUAUGUUCCUGGCACCCCAGGUGAUACACCAGAAAUGAGAAUGUUAGUUUUUUACAUAUUUCUUUAUAAUUAAAUCACACUGCUCCCAGAGAUGAGCCAGGGAUGUCCUUGGAAA